This is a messenger RNA of Elephantulus edwardii (Cape elephant shrew), 6654 nucleotides long. It is a transcript of the gene GON4L, whose product is annotated as gon-4-like (C. elegans). The transcript has 32 exons. Gene Ontology annotation, cellular component: nucleus. The coding region runs from base 1 to 6654 and encodes 2217 amino acids. NCBI's taxonomy places the organism in Eukaryota, Metazoa, Chordata, Mammalia, Macroscelidea, Macroscelididae. The record is from RefSeq and is a predicted model, not a curated record. Gene Ontology annotation, biological process: regulation of DNA-templated transcription. Gene Ontology annotation, molecular function: transcription coregulator activity.
AUGUUGCCCUGUAAGAAGAGAAGAACUACAUUUACAGAAUCCCCACAGCCUAAAGACAGCCAGGAGGAAGAUGACUUAGACCCAGAGGUUGCUGUUAAGUCAGAAUCUGAUGAGAUUAAAGACUUGGAGUCAGUGUCACUGUCCUGGGGUUCCUGCCAUGAAAGAGCAGCUGGCCUUGAAAUACAGUCUAUACAGGAUGCAGGAAAUCAGCUUGGUGUGGGAGAGCCAUCUUCAAGCUCCAGGAUACCUAUGCAGGAUACAAAUAUACCAAUUCUAGAAGCUGUCAAUGAAACCUUCUCUCAGGGAAUCACUAUACCUUCUUUGGAGUCUUUCCAGCCCCUUAACAUACAUAUUGAUAAAGGAAAGCUCCAGGUCACUGGUCCAAGAAGAAUGAAGAAAAUUGCACUGAGGCCUGGGCCCAUUACUAGAGACGAAAAAGGUGAUCAUCCCUUCACAAAGGAGCCUUUUCCAGGAGAGCCUAGUGAGGAAGUCAAGGAAGAAGGAGGAAAACUUCAGAUGCAUCCUGGAGGGGAGAUACCUUUGCUGGCUCUAGACAGCCACCCUACAAAACCAGAGACCCAGCCUAGGAAAUCAUUCCAGCCAAGUGUCUGUUCCUCUUCUCAAGAAAAACCACCUAGGACUCUAGGUCACCAGACUGAAGAAGAGAUGGAAGAUGGUGGACUCUUCAUUCCAGUGGAGGAGCAAGAUAAUGAAGAAUGUGAGAAAAGGCGAAAAAAGAAAAAGGGUACAAAAAGAAAACGUGAUGGAAGAGGUCAAGAAGAAGGGACUUUGGCUUAUGACCUGAAACUGGAUGACAUGCUUGAUCGCACCUUAGAAGACGGUGCCAAACAACACAACCUUACAGCAGUAAAUGUGCGCAACAUCCUUCAUGAAGUAAUCACAAAUGAACAUGUGGUAGCCAUGAUGAAAGCAGCAAUCAGUGAGACAGAAGAUAUGCCAAUGUUUGAGCCUAAAAUGACACGCUCUAAACUAAAAGAAGUUGUGGAGAAAGGGGUGGUAAUUCCAACGUGGAACAUUUCACCUAUUAAGAAGGCCAAUGAAAUUAAGCCUCCUCAGUUUGUGGAUAUCCACCUUGAAGAAGAUGAUUCCUCAGAUGAAGAAUACCAUCCAGAUGAGGAAGAGGAAGAUGAAACUGCUGAAGAGAGUUUAUUGGAAAGUGACGUUGAAAGCACUGCUUCAUCUCCACGUGGGGCAAAGAAACCUAGAUUGAAACAGUCUUCCGAGAUGAUUGAAACCGAUGAGGAAGGUGGCAUAUUAUCAGAGGCUGAGAAAGUCACCACACCAACGAUCCGGCACAUCAGUGCUGAGGUAGUGCCCAUGGGACCCCCUCCCCCUCCAAAACCAAAGCAGACCAAAGAUAGCACUUUCAUGGAGAAGUUGCAUGCCGUGGAUGAAGAGUUGGAUUCCAGUCCAGUCUGUGUGGAUUCUUUUCAGACUAUGGAUGACAGCCUUAUUGCAUUCCGAACCCGUUCUAAGAUGCCUCUUAAAGAUGUUCCCCUGGGGCAACUAGAGGCUAAGCUCCGGGCUCCAGAUAUCACCCCAGAUAUGUAUGACCCCAAUACAGCAGACGAUGAGAACUGGAAGAUGUGGCUAGGGGGACUCAUGAAUGAUGACGUAGGAAAUGAAGAUGAGGCGGAUGAUGAUGAUGAUCCAGAAUAUAAUUUCCUGGAAGACCUUGAUGAACCAGACACAGAGGAUUUCCGCACUGACCGGGCUGUGAGAAUCACCAAAAAGGAAGUGAAUGAGCUGAUGGAAGAGCUAUUUGAAACGUUCCAAGAUGAGAUGGGAUUCUCCAAAGUGGAAGAUGACAGCCAGGAGGAGAAGGAUCGUGUGGUUGAGUCUCGGCCUAACUUUAAUACUCCUCAAGUCCUUCGGUUUGAAGAACCACUGGCUAACUUGCUAAAUGAACAACAUCGUACAGUAAAGGAGUUACUUGAACAGGUGAAGAUGAAGAAAUCUUCAGCUAGACAGCAGCAGGAGGUAGAGAGGGUUAAACCCAAAAGUGAAAAAGUUCCUCAGACUCUGGUUCUAGACCUGGCACAAAGGAAGAGACUCCAACAGCAGAUGCAGCAGCAUGUUCAGCUCUUGACGCAAGUUCACCUUCUCGCCAGCUCCAACCCUAAUCUCAGUUCAGAGGCCAGUACCACGAGAGUAUUUCUUAAAGAGCUGGGAACCUUUGCUCAAAGCUCAAUCGCCCUUCACCAUCAGUUCAACCCCAAAUUUCAGACCUUAUUUCAACCGUGUAACCUGAUGGGAGCUAUGCAGCUUAUUGAAGACUUCAGUGCACAUGUCAGCAUUGACUGGAGCCCUCGAAAAACUGUCAAGAAGCCUGCUUAUGAAUUUCCAUGUUUGCCAAAACAAGUGGCUUGGAUCCUGGCAACAAGCAAAGUUUUCAUGUAUCCAGAGCUGCUUCCAUUAUGUUCCCUGCAGGCAAAGGAACCUGAGGAUAAGAGCUUCUUCACCAAGGCAGAGGACAAUUUGUUAGCUUUAGGACUGAAGCACUUUGAAUGCACUGAGCUUCCUAAGCCUCUAAUCAGCAAGUACCUUCUAACCUGCAAGACUGUUCACCAGCUGACUGUGAGGAUCAAGAACCUGACCCAAAGCAAAGCUCCGGACAACAUCAUUAAGUUGUAUAAGAAGACCAAACAGCUCCCUGUUUUGUUAAAAUGCUGUGAAGAAAUCCAGCCACAUCAGUGGAAGCCACCAAUAGAGAGGGAAGAACACCGACUCCCGUUCUGGUUAAAGGCCAGUUUGCCAUCCAUCCAGAAGGAACUUCAGUCCAUCUCUGAAGGGAUAGGAAAUGUGCCUGGAACACCCGAGACCAAACCAGACAUAGGCCUGGAUGAAGGCAGUUCAGAAUUGGGGAGUGAAGCUCGAUAUCCCCUGCUGUUGCCUAAGGGUGUAGUCCUCAAAUUGAAGCCAGUUGCCAAAAGGUUCUCUAGGAAGGCUUGGAGGCAGAGGCGGUCCUCAGGCCUUAAGCCCCUCCUGAUCCGACCCAGCCCUUCUCUCCAGCCUAGCUUCAACUCUGGGAGAUUGCCAGCCAGAUCAACUCAAUCAGAAAUCCCUCCAAGUAACAUGGUGGGUCAGAUUCCUCAUCCAGUCCAGACAGUGCCUGCUGUCCCUACACUGGAAGUCACAGGAGGCCAUGGUUUUGAGUCUUCUUUGGCACUGCCUGAAGUCAGAACCAGCUUCCCUCUCUCCUCUGCUCUUGUGCCCAAGAUAAUGCUGCCCUCACUUGCCCCCUCUAAAUUUCGGAAGCCAUGUGUGAAAAGGAAACCAUCAAAGAGGAAGGUGGCCAAGGCCCCUCCUUGUCUGAAACCUGCCCCCUUCAUUCACCCUGCACCUGUCAUCUUCACUGUUCCCGCCACCACUGUGAAAGUUGUAAGCCUUAGCAAUGUCUGUAAUGUGAUUCAGCCGGUCAAUGCAGCAGUGGCCCAGAGUUCCCAGACCAUUCCUAUUGCCACCCUCUUGGUUAACCCUACUUCCUUUCCCUGUCCAUUAAACCAGUCCCUUGUGGCUUCCUCCAUCCCACCUUUAAUUGUUUCUGGCAACUCUGUGAAUCUUCAUGUACCAUCUACCUCUGAAGAUAAGACCCAAGGCAAUCUGGACGUUGCUUGUCCUUUACCUGAAGGGAAUGAUGCUUUUCAAGUCCUGGAACCCAAACUGGAACCCCAGGAACUAUCUCCUCUCUGUACUCCUGUCUUCCCCAAAGAGGAGCACAGCCCAGGACGUUUACAAACAGAUGCAGGGCUUCUACACGCAGAUAGAAGGGCCAAGGAAGAAUUGCUGGAGAAUUCUCCCUAUCACUGGACUAUUGUGAAAACAGAGAAUUCGGACCAAGCCCUAGAGAUCUUGCCUCAGGGCUUCCAGAAGUCCCUAAACUCUCCCCCUAGGAAUUUAGAUGAAAUUGUCAAGGUAGAGCCUACAGAGUUUGUGGAGGAAAUCUCUAGUGAUUCCCCUGAAUCAAACAUAUUUGGUGUAAUUAAAGAGGAAUCUACCAUGGAAUUGGACACUAGCUCCCCAAAUAAUGGGUCAAGUGGUGCUAGAGAGGUGAGGAAACAGACAGUCUCACAAAAGGAGGAGAAGAAUCAGCCAACCAAAACCUCUUCAGCUUCUCAGCAGUCUCCUGAUGAAGGGAUUUCAGGAACAAAUGUGAGCAAAGAAUCUGCAACGACAGCUUCAUCCUCCACUGAUCCUGAAAUGGUACUUAAUAGUCCCCCAGGAAAGACUGAAGACUCAUCCAGUGUUGAUUGUCAGUCAGUGGGGACACCAGCUGGUCAAGAAACUGCAGGAGAGAAGGAUGGGCCAGAGGAAGAGGAAGAGGAAGACUUUGAUGAUCUCACUCAAGAUGAGGAAGAUGAGAUGUCAUCAGCCUCUGAGGAGUCUGUGCUUUCUGUCCCAGAACUCCAGGAAACAAUGGAGAAACUGACUUGGCUUGCAUCGGAACGGCGUAUGAGUCAGGAGGGGGAGUCUGAGGAAGAGAACUCCCAGGAGGAGAACUCUGAGCAGGAAGAAGAAGAAGAGGAGGAAACAGAAGGAAUAGAAAGCCUGCAGAAGGAAGAUGAAAUGGCCGAUGAAGCAGUUGGAGAUACUGCAGAGAAACCCCCUUCCAAUUUUACCUUGCCAAAGACUGCUCCAGAGGUGGAGACCCGAAGGACCCCCCCAGAAGAGAGCAUCAAAGCUGCCGGAAAGGGCCGGAACAAUCAUCGAGCUCGCAGCAAACGGGGGACUCGAGCCCGGGCCAGCAAGGACACCUCCAAGCUGCUUUUGCUGUAUGAUGAGGACAUUCUAGAGCGAGAUCCACUCAGGGAGCAGAAGGAUUUGGCCUUUGCCCAGGCAUAUCUGACCAGGGUACGAGAAGCCCUACAGCACAUUCCUGGCAAAUAUGAGGAUUUCCUUCAGGCUAUCUAUGAAUUUGAAUCAAGUACUCAGAGCCAGACAGCUGUGGACCUCUACAAAAGCCUUCGAACUCUGCUCCAGGAUUGGCCUCAGCUGUUGAAGGACUUUGCUGCUUUUCUUUUGCCUGAGCAAGCUCUGGCCUGUGGAUUAUUUGAGGAACAGCAGGCUUUUGAGAAGAGUCGCAAGUUUCUUCGGCAGCUGGAGAUUUGCUUUGCAGAGAACCCAUCACAUCACCAGAAGAUUAUAAAGGUCCUUCAAGGCUGUGCAGAUUGCCUGCCUCAGGAGAUAACAGAGCUUAAGACACAGAUGUGGCAGCUUCUCAAGGGCCAUGACCACUUACAGGAUGAGUUUUCCGUUUUUUUUGACCAUUUGCGCCCAGCAGCUAGCUGGAUGGGUGAUUUUGAAGAGAUCAAUUGGACUGAGGAAAAGGAAUAUGAGUUUGAUGGCUUUGAAGAAGUGGCAUUGCCUGAUGUGGAAGAGGAAGAAGACCCUCCCAAGAUACCAACAGCUUCAAAGAGCAAGAGAAGAAAAGAGAUUGGGGUCCAGAAUCAUGAUAAGGAGAGUGACUGGCCCGAUGGGACCAAGGACUGUGCCUGCUCCUGCCAUGAUGGAGGUCCUGAUUCAAAGCUGAAGAAGAGCAAAAGAAGAAAUUGUAGCCAUUGCAGCAACAAGGUCUGUGACAGCAAAUCCUGCAAGAGUAAGGAGUCCCAUGAGUUGGUGAGCAGCAGCCCCUGCCGAGAGGCCAGCCCUAUGUGUGUGGCUAAGGACACUGGGCAGGGCAAGGAUGCAGUGGAGGAAGAUGCUCCAGAAGAAAGAGAGAACACUGAAGUGACUCAAGGCAAGACUGGCAGGGCCACCAGAAAGGGAGACACAUCUAUUCCAGGAUUGGCAGUGGGGAGCACUUUCCUGUCCCCUCAAGAAGUGAUCCUUACUGACCGACUCCUGGAUGGCACAACACCUUGCUCACCAGAGACUUUGCAGCUUUCCCCUCAAACUGUUAGGAUAAAUCAGUCUGAGUCUGGGGUUGCCUCCUGCACUAAGGUGCCAUCUAAACGUCACAGUGAGAGUGAGGGCCAUAAGUUUGUGAAACAACCACAGACUUCAAGGCUUGGCUGGGAUACAGCAAAAACUGAACAACUGACUGGGACUACUGAACUUCCCUCUUCCUUCUUGAGUCCUCCUUCUCAAAGGACCAAAGACUUAGAAAGGAGAGAGAUGUCUGAGAAACUGGACACUCAGCAGAGCUGGCAGGCCUCAAAUAGAGCUGAGGUGAAGCCAUCCGACAGGAUAUCUCCUGUCCACCAAUCUUCAUCUGACACCUCAGAGACUUCUAAAACUCUUAGAGGGAGUUUGUUUAAGGACAGUGGGACGCAGAGUAAGGGCACAGAGGGAGAGCAGCAGCCAAAAGCCAUGGAAGCUACAGUAUGUGCCAACAACAGCAAGGUCAGCUCCACUGGGGAAAAGGUAGUCCUGUGGACAAGGGAAGCUGACCGUGUGAUUCUCACCAUGUGCCAGGAACAAGGAGCACAUGAACCAACCUUUAGUGUCAUCUCCAAACAGCUGGGGAAUAAGACUCCAGCUGAGGUUUCCCACCGUUUUCGUGAACUCAUGCAGCUCUUCCGUACAGCCUGUGAGGCCAGCUCUGAGGAUGAGGAUGAUGCAACCAGUACCAGCAACACAGACCAGCUUUCUGACCAUGGGGACCUUCUGUCUGAGGAGGAGCUGGAUGAGUGA